GAAUCCGCUAAGUGCUACAAUAUUGUGCAUUUAGACAAAAAUUGUUGGCAGGUCGCUGACAAACUGGCAACUUUGCUCACUUCCGAAGUUAUGAUUUCAUAAGAAAUCGAAUUCUAGCAACACUGCAGCUGAUCAAUCAUAACAAAAACAAACAUUUCUGCAUCUACCAAAAUCGUAAUCGGUGUCUGCUGCCGUAAUAAACAUUUUGUUCGUUUUAAACGGAAGCUAUGGACGGAAGCCAGGACGGGACCACCGUAGGGAAGUCGGAUGGAACACUUGACGGAACUUUGUAUGAUCCCGAGGCAGCUGUCGAGUAUCUCGAUUUUGAGGAGCUGGAUGAGAGCGAUGAAAACAACGUCGAUGAACAGGAAGCUGCUAAUCCCUUGCACGAUGCCAGCGACUACGUUUUUUUGUUUACGGGAAUAUUCUUCCAACGGUUCUACAAGAGUCAGCUACGCCCCAAGGAAUGGACUAAAACGGCCGUUUACGGAGACACUGCCACCGAAGUUGUUGACUGCUUGUGGGGAAUUGCUUUUGCGAAAGUUGAGCGGCAAGUGAUCUUCGACGAUGAAACCCCCCGUUGGUCAGAGAACACAACCCCAACGGUGAAUGAUGCCAGCGAUUUCAUUACUCUGCAGGACACUACCAAGAAGAAGCUGUACGCUAUUGAUUCUCUUACUGCCAGAGUUCUGCGAGGUUGGAAGGGGAAAACGGUAAGAGUGUAUGUAUACGUUUGGUCGACUAAUGUCCAAACCAGUGCUCAACAUCAAGCAAUACUCCGUAAGUUACUCUCACCACAAAACGCGGAUCGGGCUGGGGCCCAUUCAGUAAGGGAUGAUUCAGCUUUAGCAGACGAGCUUCGGAAUUCGCAUACUCACCUGGAAGGCCAUUAUAGCUCAUGGCUGCUGUGGGCUAACUUUAUCCAUUCGGCACCGGUACACACCCAGGACCAAAUGAAACAAUCAUCAACGCCACCAAUGCAACUGUCCAAAUAUUUUCGAUGGGUUGCAACGUCGGAACCGAGCAGAUUGGAAGCUGUGCAUAAAGGGAUGAUCGUCGCUCAGAACAAUAACAGCGGAUGGUUAAGAGAAAUUGGAAACGUCAAGAAAACUCUACUGGACUGCAAAAAACUGUUGGACGGAGCUCUCCUGAAGGUUGAAGAGAUGGAACAACGGGGAGUAAUCGGAAAUGAUAUGUUGAAUUCCAUGGAGUUAGCUGUACGCCCGGAGGAAAUGGAACUGAGCCAGCAUCUGGCAAACAGUGUGACAGACUGUGACGACGUAGAUCAUCAGUGA
This is a messenger RNA of Aedes albopictus (Asian tiger mosquito), 1295 nucleotides long. RefSeq lists its product as uncharacterized. Bases 228 to 1295 code for a protein of 355 amino acids. NCBI's taxonomy places the organism in Eukaryota, Metazoa, Arthropoda, Insecta, Diptera, Culicidae. The record is from RefSeq and is a predicted model, not a curated record. The transcript has 2 exons.